AUGGUUGGAUCACUACUAGGAUACCUCGGCUUCAGAGGCAGCCGUACUGCUGUCACACCCAAAACAAAGCCGUUGCCAGCGAAGGUGCAACCGGUGCGCGCGCUGCCAGCAAACUGCAAGACCGGGGACUGGCUACACUACGACAUCGCCAACUACGAUGUUGUGAUCCACAAGAACAUCGCGGGCGAGAUCAAAGCUCAUCGUGGUGCUCAGACCCUUGACACUCUUGACGCCAGCUCCUCAAACUCGAUGCACGUGCGCAUCGAUAGAAACGGGUUCAUAUGGAUCAAUAUGGACCCCCACGACAAGCCCGAAGUAGCUUGGGAGGAUCGAUUCGACCAUAUCGACGAGCAGACCCGAUUUGACCAGUUCAACUUCGACGACUACGAGUUCGACCACACCUGGAACCUAGUCGGUCCCUUCAACUGGAAGAUUCUCGCAGACAACUUCAACGAGUGCUACCACUGUGCGACUACCCACCCCGAUCUCACAACCGGUCUGAUCGACCUCGAGUCCUACGACGUAUAUUGCGACCCCAAGGGCGACCACAUCCAGCACAAGCCCAACACACCCGAAGAUCGCAAGGCUCUCGGCCAAGAGAUCUGUUCCACAUACUGCUUCCCCAACGUCUCCUUCACAAUCACAAAACACUUCCUCUUCAUCCAAAAGUUCAUGCCAAAGUCCCCGCGGGAAAGCAUGAUGUACUACGAGGUGUGGCGCAACAGGAACUCAGCCGAGGAGGACUUCCUUCUUAUCAGCGACACCUACAAGCGCGUCAUGAGCGAGGACAAGGUCCUCUGCGAGCGAUCGCAGAAGAACAUCGAGGCGGGCAUCUUCGUCAACGGCGAGCUUCACCCGCACAAGGAGAAGGGGCCUAUCUUUUUCCAGAAGAGGUGUCGCGAGGUCGUGGUCGAGCACGCGUCUCGAGAGCGGCGCGAGGGUAGGAAAAUUGGACUAUAGCGUAUGUUUUCUUGUUG
Molecule: messenger RNA, 977 nt
Organism: Paraphaeosphaeria sporulosa
Lineage: Eukaryota; Fungi; Ascomycota; Dothideomycetes; Pleosporales; Didymosphaeriaceae
Exons: 2
Coding region: 1-960 (319 amino acids)
Molecular function (GO): iron ion binding; 2 iron, 2 sulfur cluster binding
Source: RefSeq, a predicted model, not a curated record